Molecule: messenger RNA, 2456 nt
Organism: Rosa chinensis
Lineage: Eukaryota; Viridiplantae; Streptophyta; Magnoliopsida; Rosales; Rosaceae
Exons: 9
Coding region: 114-1940 (608 amino acids)
Cellular component (GO): plasmodesma; plasma membrane
Source: RefSeq, a predicted model, not a curated record
UCACACCAUGUAUUUGGGUCCUUGUGUCUCCACCAAAGCUCUCCCGCUGUCUGCGUCAAAAACCAGAAAUACAAGGACGUAUAUAGGAGAAACCCAGAAAUCCAAAACACAUCAUGUUCUUCGGCAUUAGAUCGCCAAUCUUGUCGAAACAUUUGGUUCUUUUUGUGAUCAUAACCAUCUCCUUCGUCUUUGUUGUUUCAGCUUUUGCAGAAAGCUAUCACCUUUCUCACACUAUCCGAUUGACAGGGGGAGAGCAAAUAAAUGAUGGUGGGUUGAUCACAUGGGGAAGAAGGAGGUCUCUUGAAGAAAACGAGACUUUGGUAUUGGCUAAGGAAAGGACACGCAGGAAGGACCCUCUAAAUAGAUUUAAGAAGUACACUGGGGGCUGGAAUAUAACAGAACGGCAUUACUGGGCUUCAGUUGGUUUUACCGCGGCUCCUUUCUUUGUCGCUGCUAUUUUGUGGUUCGUGAUUUGCGGGUUAAGCUUGUGCCUUAUCUGUAUCUGUUAUUGCUGUCGUAAAAAAGAGCCUUAUGGCUAUUCUAGAACAGCCUAUUGCCUCUCUCUCGUCACCCUUAUUAUCUUCACCCUCAUGGCAAUUGCUGGAUGCGUUGUGCUGUACAUGGGUCAGGGAUUGUUCUACGACAGUACAAGAAAGACAUUGGAUUACCUUGUGAAGGAGGCCGAUGAAACUGCUCAAAACCUCAGGAAUGUGUCAGAUUCUCUUAGCGCAGCUAAGAAGAUCGGACUUGACGCCAUAGUUCCUCCGACAGAUAUUCAGAAUCAAAUUGACGAGGGUAUGGGAACAAUACAGUAUGUUUCCAAUUUUCUUUCUGAAACUACUGAUAAGACUGCACGGAAGUCAAAUCAAGUCUUAACAGACUUGAAGCUGGCGCUCAUGGUUUUUUCUGCUGUUAUGCUUCUUCUGGUCUUUAUUGGAUUUGCACUUUCCAUGUGCGGGAUGCGAUUUCUUGUAUACUGCUUGGUGAUUGUUGGGUGGAUUCUUGUUACCUGUGCAUUCAUCUUGUGCGGUACAUUUCUCCUUAUCCAUAAUGCGUUUGGAGAUGCAUGUGUCUCCAUGGAUGAGUGGAUUCAAAAGCACCCCACAGCCCACACUGCUUUGGAUGAUCUACUUCCAUGUGUGGACAAAAAUGUAAGCCAGAGCAUGUUGGAACGGACCAAGAUGGCAACCUACUUUGCUGUUGAAGCGGUUAAUCGUGUCAUCACCGAUGGUGCAAAUCUUGAUCCUUCUGACAGUCCAUUAAAUUACAAUCAGUCUGGCCCUUUGUUACCACCAGUCUGCAACCCCUUCAAUGAGGAUAAAACUGAUCGGAAAUGUGUUCCUGGUGAAGUGGAAUUGCAACAAGCACAAGAGGUAUGGCAGAAAUACGUAUGUAAGGUUUCUAGUCCAACCGGCCAGUGUGUAUCACCAGGGCGGCUGACUCCUACCCACUUCGAUCAAAUGUCAGCUUUUGUAAAUGUGAGCAACGCACUGUAUCGGUACAGUCCAUUCUUUGCUGAUCUUGCAGACUGCACAUUUGCUAAGGAUACAUUCUCGGACAUAAGUAAACAGCAUUGUCCCGGUCUGCGACUACAUAGUAAAUGGAUCUACAUUGGCUUGUUAAUGGUAGCCUUAGCUGUAAUGCUGUCUAUGAUCUUCUGGGUGAUUUACUGCCGGGAACGAAGACAUCGCUUGUAUACUAAAAAAUGUGACAGUUUACACUAUGACAGUUUAAACUAUGGCAGUGCAAAUCAUGGCAGUAGAAACUUUGGCAGUGCAAAUCAUGGCAGCAGAAACUUUGGCAGUGCAAAUCAUGGCAGCAGAAACUUUGGCAGUGCAAAUCAUGGCAAUAGAAACUUUGGCAGCGCAAAUCAUGGCAGUAGAAACUUUGGCAGUGGAAAUCAUGGCAGUAGAAACUUUGGCAGUGCAAAUACUGGAUAGGAAACAGUUGGCAGUUUACUGAUUCCUUGAAAAUUCUGCUUGGAGAUUUCGAUAUACAAUACAAUCCUAGUAGCAUAAAUUUUUUUUCUUUUGCUUUUCGUUCGCAUUCUGAGUAUUUUGAUCCUAAGUAGAAAAAUUGUUAUACCACCACCCCCCCCCCCCCCCCCCCGAAGUCCUAGGUGAUCUCAAGCGAGCAGAAGCAUCAUUUUCUAUGCUUCCCAACUUCAAAUGCAAAGAAAAAAAAGGCAUAAAUAUACCCCCAACUGAAACAUCUGAGCAAUGUGAAAAGCUUCCCUCCAAAUGGCGGACCCAAUAUAGGUUUAGUGUGGCGUGGGCUGCUAGCUAGUUUACUGCCAUGUAUAGGGUCUGUCAUGUAUAGAAGCUCUUGUUGGUUUACUGCAAUUAAAGGGAUACAAGAAAGUUGUACAGCUAGAAACCAUCAGUAGCAAUGAUUAAACAUUGCAUAAGUUUCUGUACACACUCUUUCUAUGUUAUAACUUAUACCUUCUCCCUUAA